This is a messenger RNA of Megalops cyprinoides (Indo-Pacific tarpon), 3806 nucleotides long. RefSeq names its product transmembrane protein 181 (gene tmem181). Lineage: Eukaryota; Metazoa; Chordata; Actinopteri; Elopiformes; Megalopidae. The transcript has 17 exons. Gene Ontology annotation, molecular function: toxic substance binding. The record is from RefSeq and is a predicted model, not a curated record. The coding region runs from base 455 to 2038 and encodes 527 amino acids.
UUAUUAUGUUGCAUACGUAGCCUACCAAGGCGUUUCAGCGUAUCCCAGCGAAUUUAAUAUGGAAAACAACAUUUUCCAGGAUUUGUCUUUUGGAAGCAGGUGAACUCGACUUGAAUAUCUAAACCGUGCAAAAAAUGCGGUAACAUUCGAUGGUUAUCAUUGAAUGCAUCUCCUCUUUAUUGCUUACAAAGACAAGUUGCGACCCGCAGAGAUUGAUGCUUUUCUACUACGGCUCUAUCCGAGGUCCUGAAUUGUGUUAACGUCAUCUACGCCCCUGAUGCUGCGCAGCCGCCCCCUUGGUUUUGUGUUCGUCUUUUCAUUUGGACCUGCACAAACAAAAAGCUUGGCAUGCAGUUUCAUUUAACCGGACAACACAAAGGACAAUACCUUCGUGUUUUCUAAUAGGCUACGGAUUAUUCCCAAUCGCCAUUUUCAACGAUCAGACGCGGACAGGAUGGACAACGACUACUCCACCUUCGAAAACCCACUCUACAGUGAACUGAAAUAUUUUUGUAAAAAGAUACAAGAGGCAUACAAAGAACUGAAGGAAGAUCUAACGCCGUACAGGGACGAUCGAUUCUACAGGCUGGCUCCCAUGCGCCUCUACACACUCUCCAAACGACAUUUUGUUUUGGUGUUUGUUGUUUUCUUAAUCUGCUUUGGCCUCACAGUCUUCAUUGGCAUAGCAGGUCCAAAAAUAAUUUAUGAAUCGCCAUGCAGUGGUGCAAAGCUGUUGGCUGCGAAUAGUUCACUUAAGUCUGGCCCAUUCAAUUUAAAGUCUCCACCACUGUCCACCUAUAAUCAGCAGCUGUGGCUGACCUGUGUAAUCCAGCCUGAUCAAACCAAUGGGGCAGACUUCCAUCAGCCGUUUGAGAUAAACGUGGAGCUGAAGGGCGUGAUGCAGGACACCAGCGUGAUGCACGUCAACAACAACGUGCACCAGAAAUCUCGGACCCUGCACUGCAGCGCUGCGAGUAAAUGUGAUGAGAUCAUUGUAGUGCACCUUGGCUAUCUGAACUACACUCAGUAUCAGAUCAAUGUGAGCUUCAAAGGCCUGGAAAAUCUGACCUACAAUAUCAAGGAGGUUAAUUUCACGUGGAAGCUCUACAACUCCUCGUUUUCACAGGUGGAAAUCUGGUUUCGAUUCGUGUUUGUGGUCUUAACCUUUAUGGUCACAUGCAUGUUCGCUCAUUCACUGCGCAAGUUCUCCAUGAGGGACUGGGGCAUUGAACAGAAGUGGAUGUCCAUCUUGCUGCCCCUCCUCCUGCUUUACAAUGAUCCUUUCUUCCCACUGUCGUUCUUGGUGAACAGUUGGUUCCCGGGAAUGUUGGAUGCCCUUUUCCAGGCAGUGUUCUUGUGUGCCCUGCUACUGUUCUGGCUCUGUGUCUACCAUGGCAUCCGUGUUCAAGGAGAGAGAAAAUGCUUAACGUUCUACCUGCCCAAGCUGGUUAUCGUUGGCCUGCUGUGGCUGUCCGCUGUUACGCUGGGAAUAUGGCAGACGGUCAAUGAGCUGCACGAUCCUACUUACCAGUACAAAGUAGACAUUCAGAAUUUCCAGGGAAUGAAGAUGUUCUUCCUGGUGGUGGCAUGCCUGUAUGUCCUGUAUCUGAUCUUCCUGAUUGUGAGAGCCUGCUCAGAGCUGAAAAACAUGCCUUACUCAGAUCUCCGUCUGAAGUUUUUGACUGCACUGACCUUUGUUGUGCUGAUUAUCAGCAUGGUGAUACUGUACUUGAGGUUUGGUGCCAAGGUCCUGCAAGACAAUUUUGUGGCAGAGCUGUCUACCCACUAUCAGAACUCAGCUGAAUUUUUAUCCUUCUAUGGCCUACUCAACUUUUAUCUCUACACUUUAGCUUUUGUGUACUCUCCUUCGAAAAAUGCCCUGUAUGACUCACAGCUGAAGGAUAAUCCUGCUUUUUCAAUGCUGAAUGACUCAGAUGACGAGGUUAUAUAUGGGAGUGACUACGAAGAGAUGCCUCUGCAAAAUGGCCGUGCCAUCAAAGCUACAGCCAAGUACCAGGAUGAGAGUGACAGCGACUGAGUGACCUCCGAGUGCCAUACCUUCCUAACGUCAACUUAAGAGGAGCGCUGGGGCUACAAACGUAUCAAGCCACAAUAUGUAAAUACAGCGUCUUGUUUAAAUUAAAUGAAAAUGGUAUAUAUAUUUUUAAACUGAACAAUAGCCACUGAAUGUAAUUUAAUUUGAAUAAAAUAUUAGGUAGGCAUGUACUGAAAUAUGCUGGUAGCAUUUGGCUGGUAAGCAGUCUAAAGAUGCAUCAUGGCCAGCUAGUUUCUAUAAGAUAGUCACCAGCUCUUCAGUAUGUUUUUUUUUGUUAUAAUUUCUAAUUUUUGAUUUCAUUGUGGUGAACAGAUGAAUUUGGACGAUAUGGCAGGAAAAGGGAAGUGUGCUCAGAGAUACUACAUGCUGUACAUACUGUAUUUACAUAUACAAAUUAGUGCUUUGAUUUUUAAAUAGGUGUAAAACCAUUAAUUCUUUCUGUUGGAAAGCUUUGUGUGUUAUUCUGCCAUUCCAUCAACUUCUCCUUCAAUACACACAGACAGCACCGGGUGUUUGUCGAGUCGUGACGUUGUUGAGAAGACCCUUAAGUUGUAACUUGUUUACGUGCCACUUGCCUAAUUCAUCCCUGUUUGUGGAGCAGCUUUAAAUUUGCACUCCCUGUUUUUGUUUGUGAUUUAAUUUAUUUAAGCUGAAGGCCAGCCUAUAGCGCAAGGCACAUUUGUGUUUGUAUAGGUGAUACAAGAAUUUGUUCUUAAAAUUUGUCAUACUUCACAUUCCCAAGGCUAUCAUAUGGACAGGUUUAAUUCUGAAAAUCAUAUUUUACAGUACCCUGCUAGUGCUAUUUUGGUGUACCGUUGCCAUAUAAAAUGUGAAUGGAACUCACCUUAGUGAAACUGUAUAGUAAUUGGUGUAAUAUUAAGGAUGCUUUACUUGUUCACAUCUAACAUUGUCUGAGCCAUUGCACAAACUGGUUGCCAAAGUUUUGACAUCAAUAUUAAAACCGUUUUUCCACAUUCAUUUAAAUAAUUAACACACAGGCCUGUCUGUUAGCUAUCAGGAGUUAUCAUGAUUUUGAAGUGUUCAGAACACAAACAGUAUGCAGUUCUCCACUGCAUACUCAGUUGUGAUUCAGCAUACAAAUUAUUGGAUACUGUUUUGUUGAUCUUUUAAGUUUGAUGAGGUUGAGACCCUUCAUUCUCCCAGUUUAAAAUAUUUCCACAUAUCUCAUGCAAAUGCCUUUAAAAGAAUCGAAGUAUUGAACUUCUACCAUUUCUACAGAAAGUCCAAGAUUUCACUCCCUGCUUUUCCAUUUUUACGUUGUGUUUGGCUGAUGUUAAUGUAAAUUUAACAGUUUGCAUACAGGCAAACGAGUCAUUAUUUAACACAGCUAUGUGUUGAUUCAACACAAACCAAAAAUGUAUUUUGUGUGGGAGGAAAAGUGAUGUAAUUUAACCAUCAAAACGUCUUGUGCCUUGCCUACUUUAAAUCCAAUAUGUACAUAAGUAAGUGGGGGGAUUUCCCACACCAAGAUUAAGUUACAAAUGAUGCACAGAUUUAACUAAUCAUUUGAGAUGACCAUGUAAGUUUGAGGAGCCACUGGAUAUAAUGGUUUAACUGAAUGUAAUGAUGGUGAGGUAAUCAAUACAAAAUCUUUGUCUGUAGCAUUGUUUAUUCUAAACGGCACAGGUUAUUCUUGAUGUUUCUGUAAGGGAAUUGCUGUUGUCAUUUCAAACUAAUAAAUGCAUCUCCAUCCUUCAUCACUGAAUUGUGUGGAAAUACUUCUAAAUGU